This is a messenger RNA of Anopheles bellator, 2078 nucleotides long. RefSeq names its product 5'-AMP-activated protein kinase catalytic subunit alpha-2-like. Gene Ontology annotation, biological process: protein phosphorylation; intracellular signal transduction. The transcript is spliced from 2 exons. The record is from RefSeq and is a predicted model, not a curated record. Bases 257 to 1960 code for a protein of 567 amino acids. Gene Ontology annotation, molecular function: protein serine/threonine kinase activity; ATP binding. Gene Ontology annotation, cellular component: cytoplasm. Lineage: Eukaryota; Metazoa; Arthropoda; Insecta; Diptera; Culicidae.
GACGGGUGUGCUUCGAAGAAUUAUUUGUUUUGAUUCCAUUGUGCUUUGGGGAAAAUAUUAGCUCAUAAUUCGCGCAUCGUGCCGUUCGGGUAAUAGGACACUAGCCGCAGCAUGUAAAAGCAACGUUAAGCUUUUCCGAAAUUCUUCCACAAGCUGCUCGGUGCUGAGAAGGGUAAACAAUUGUGUUCUGCGGCGCACAUUAAACAGAGGAAUAGAAGCGAGGUAUCACACCGAGGUAUCGAGAGAGUGAUAAAAAAUGGGCGACAAAGGUGGACAAGGCCCUACGGCCCAGCCGUUGGUGAAGAUCGGUCACUACAUUCUUGGCGCCACUCUCGGCACGGGCUCCUUCGGAAAGGUGAAGGUUGGGGAGCACACAGUGACGAAGCACAAGGUGGCCGUGAAGAUUCUGAAUCGCCAGAAGAUCAAGAGUUUGGAUGUGGUCGGCAAGAUUCGUCGGGAAAUCCAGAAUCUCAAACUAUUCCGUCAUCCGCACAUUAUCAAGCUGUACCAGGUGAUCUCGACACCGACCGACAUCUUUAUGAUUAUGGAGUACGUGAGCGGGGGCGAGUUGUUUGACUACAUCGUCAACAACGGCAAGCUGCAGGAGUCGGAGGCGCGCCGGUUCUUCCAGCAAAUUAUCUCCGGCGUUGACUACUGCCACCGGCACAUGAUAGUUCAUCGGGACCUGAAGCCCGAAAACUUGCUUCUCGAUCACAAUCGUCACGUGAAGAUUGCCGAUUUCGGGCUUUCGAAUAUGAUGCUGGAUGGAGAGUUUCUGCGCACCUCCUGCGGUUCCCCGAACUACGCGGCCCCGGAAGUAAUCUCCGGCAAGUUGUACGCCGGCCCGGAAGUGGACAUAUGGUCGUGCGGGGUGAUUCUGUAUGCGCUUCUCUGCGGUACAUUGCCAUUCGACGACGAGCACGUGCCGACGCUCUUCCGGAAGAUCAAAUCGGGCGUGUUUCCCAUCCCGGAGUAUCUCAAUAAGCAGGUCGUAAGCUUGCUGUGCCAGAUGCUGCAGGUUGACCCGUUGAAGCGGGCCACGGUGGAGGAGAUAAAGAAGCACGAAUGGUUCCAAAAGGAUCUUCCGGCGUAUCUGUUCCCUUCGCCCGUCGAGCAGGACAGUAGCGUCAUCGAUACGAACGCGGUGCGCGAGGUAUGCGACAAGUUUGGCGUGAAGGAGCACGAGGUACACAAUGCCUUACUCAGUGGCGACCCGCACGAUCAGCUGGCCAUCGCGUACCAUCUCAUCAUCGACAACAAGCGCAUUGCGGAUGAGGCAGCAAAGGCGGAGCUGAAAGAAUUUUACGUCGCCGGAAGUCCACCGCCACCGGGUGUGGACAGCAAGUUUGGCACUCCGCAACCGGCAGCAAUCGCCGCCGCGGCCGCCGCAGCACAGAACGAACCAUUCAAAUCGCCAUCGAUCCACCCGGAGCGCAUUGCUCCGUUGCGUGACCGGCCCGUAGCACCACCGAUGGCCGCCAGUGUGCCCAUCAGCCCGGCUGCACUCAGUAGCAUGUCACAGGCGGUUGGCGUGCCGAUCGAUAAGCACCGCGGAACGCCGGUGAAGCGUGCCAAGUGGCAUCUCGGCAUACGGUCCCAAUCGAAACCGAAUGACAUUAUGCUUGAGGUGUACCGUGCGAUGAAGGCGCUCGACUUUGAGUGGAAAAUCAUAAACCCCUACCACGUACGCGUCCGCAAGUACAACGAGCGGAACGAGAAGCAUGUCAAAAUGUCGCUGCAGCUGUAUCAGGUCGACCCGAAGAACUAUCUCCUCGACUUCAAGUCGCUAACGAACGACGAGGUCGAGCAGGGAGACGACGUGAUCAUGGAAAGCCUUACACCACCACCACCGGUUGGAUUCGGCGGGAUGGGCAUUCCGACGACGCACCAACCGAGCGGUCACCAUACGAUGGAGUUUUUUGAGAUGUGCGGUGCCUUGAUAGCGCAGUUGGCACGCUAAAAGAGCCAUGGAUUCCUUCUUUAUUACUAGAGUUCUACAAACACUGUUAAAUAAUACCAAACAACAAAUUCGCCACUAUGUAGCUGUUUUGAACAAAUAGAUAUAAUAAACGGGAAUA